Messenger RNA from Porites lobata, 4372 nucleotides. Lineage: Eukaryota; Metazoa; Cnidaria; Anthozoa; Scleractinia; Poritidae. The record is from the annotation of a GenBank genome assembly.
AUGGCUUUCUCAUUAUUUGCGGCAAGAUGGCUUAUGUUAAUUCUUCUGCUACCAAUUCGUGUUUCCCUCAGGUAUCUCUUACAAAUAGAUAGCAAGCCGAUGGUUAGGCAGUUUUCUCGCCUGCUGAUCCAUCUUUUAAGUACUGGGAAGAAGUAGGCUUGGGAGAAAGGGAGGAUCUAACAUUUCCAUUAUUGGAAGUGGUGGGUGGGGAGGAGGGGGAACUCUUGGAAGAUAAAAAACAAAGUAAGAAGGAAAUUGAGAGGUGCAUAGGACCGCAAGAUCCACCCCUUGGGAUACUUAAAUGGACUCACUGUUUGGUUUUUUUUUUUGUACUAGUCCUUGAAUAGUAUUCUCGGCUAAAAACGUUUAGCCUUUUCCAGGUUCUUGGAUAGAAGGGAUGUCGCGUAAGUGAAAGGCAAGCGAACAUAUGAACGCGUGAUCUGAGAAAAGGGGACAGUGGCGGCAAAAAGUAAGGCCGCCCUUCCUCUCCCCAGUUUCCCCUAGUGUUAUUAUCGUGUCAGCCUGGAUUCAACUAUCUCCUCGGAGCCUGGAUUAGGCUAAUGAAAGUUUUUAACUCUAGACGGGUCAGCAGCUUGUUCCCCUCAACAUACCUUAGCAAGCAAUGUAGAUCGUUAAACUUGAUUGGAUAAGUAAUACUUGGAUGACGUUUUUGAUACAAAUAAGGCUCAAUUUUAUAUUCUGGGCCAGAUAAUCCAAUACCUAUUACGGAUAAAUAUACAAAAAAUAAAUGAAAACAAAAAUUAAACAAAUAAGUAAAUGACCGUCUUACCUCCCAUUCACAGUUGUUGUUUUCUCAUUUCAGUGAAGACGCUACAGUUCCACGUGUUGAGGCAGCUAAUGCGUCCGAGAUCCUGGAUCGAUAUUUGAGAUGUUACGACAACAGGACAAGACCUAAUGUAACAGGUAUCGAUUUUUUUCAAUAUUUCCCGGUGAGCGUAGUCCUGGAAAUAAAUUGACUAUUGGCGGCACUUAUAUCCCAGAAACGAUCUUCCUUCACUUCCCGAAGUGAAACCAAUAUUGGGAAAAGUUACCCCAAACUGGUACCAAAUGAAUACUUUCACAAGACUGAAAAACAUUGUCCCAGGAAGUUCCCAAUAAUGGGAAAAAUUCGCAACACUUUCCCAUUUUGGGAAUUGCAAAAUGUUUCCUAUGUUAUUUAUUGAUAUUGUUGCUGAAAUAUUUCCGGGUGAGUUUUGUCCCGAAAAUAAAUUGACUAUUGGCGACACUCCGACGAGCUGAAUAUUCAAGCUAGUAAGUUUUACGAUUUGAUAACUACUUUAAUGAGAGGUAAUAUAGUAGUUAACGACCUUAUGUUUGCCUUGUUUUGCAGGCAAUCCUGAUAUAAUAUAUGUGAGCAUGGCAAUUAAAGCCUUCAGUGAGAUCAAAGAAUCGAAUAUGGCGAGUACUCUUCUAUUUUAUACUCUCUUUUAUUAUAUUCUUCUAUUUUGAGGAGGCAGCGUGGCUGAGCAGUUAGAGCGCUGGACUUGUAAUUCAGAGGCCUCGAGUUGAAGCCCCGCCCUGACCGCGCUGGCUGAAUAUGGUGGUGGUGGUGGUGGUGGUGGUAGGAGUAGCAGUAGCUAUAUUAGUAGCAGUAACAGUAGCUGUAUAUGGUUCAGUUCGGGACGAUGAUUCCUUCUUUAGAAUUAAAAUUGUACGAGGAAAUGGCCAAGCAUACAGCUCUCGUACGCCAAAAAAAGUGCGUGCUGAUUUAAAAAAAUUGUUUUGACGUCAAAAACUGUCCUUUUAUUUUCAGGAAUUUCAAGUGUUUGUUUACUUUCGUCAGUAUUGGACUGACAAGCGGCUGGCGCAUGGAACCGAGGCCACUCUAAUGUUGGGUGGCACUGAUGUAAAUCGCAUAUGGCUUCCUGAUACUUACAUUAACAACGCUAACGACCACGAGGUGUUCCAAGACAACCAGUUGGUGUUGAUUGACAAAAACGGUCAGAUCGUUUACUUCGCUUAUGCCCGGAUAGCGGCGGCCUGUCAGAUGAAACUCGUGAAAUUUCCUAUGGAUGUACAACAAUGUCAUUUGACACUGGAAAGUUGUAAGUAUGAAACAAAAACAGUUGGGGGAGUUGCUGGACCGACCCGUAUAAUCUCCUCAGCCAGAAGCCUAUGGUCAAAGUGCUUGACUUUCUCACUACCUUAGGCCAGCUAUGUAGGUCUUAAAAUUUCAUUACACUCCUUAGUAGGGCAGCCUCCUCGAAUAUAGAGAGUUGAGGACAAGAUUCCAAAAUUCAAGUUUGACAAGUGGUGAUUAAAAAUUAGAGGUGCGUUCGACAGGGAAGGGGCCGCACUUUUAUGUUAAGUUUUUCGCCAAAAAAGGGUUUGUAUAUAGCCCGAAGACAAUACUAAAUUGGAAUUAUUAGGGCUUUGUAUGUAUACGAAAAAAUCACCUGCAUUUAAUUGAAUUUGCUAGAAUGUAUGCUCAGUUUGGUCAACCACCCAGCAAUUUACCCAAAAUUUUUAACCCAGGUGAACAGUCACAAAAUGAGCUGAUGGUGUGACCGUGUGAUAUUCCGUAACCACGCCCUUACAACACUGCCUGUGAGAGGUUAUGACAUGUUAAGAAUAGUUUCAACUCGUCUCAACAUCGCCACAACAUUUCCUUUUGUUCCCAAAAUGUUUAAGCCAUUUGAAACACCCCCGCUUUUUUACUCGCGCAUGCGCGGCGCCUUUACCUUUUCUAUGUUGUGCGCAUGUUAUGAUCAUGUGGCCACUGCUUCAUCGCUGCUUUACCAGUUUAUUUUAUCCUUUUGUCUCAGUCCAGCACACCAUUGUCCAGAUGGACUUCAGGUGGAAAGAGGAUCAUCCUAUCACAUUGCUUAACAAGGAGUUAGCCGAAUUCGACGUAGUGAAAGUGGAAAUGAAGUCAAAAAAUGUUACCUAUAUUUCAGGUUGGUCAAGUCAAAGUAAUACUUAAAAUCCUCUCUAUGCUAACCACCAGAGAGAAUUGUCCGUUAUACACACUCAGUUUGAUGCAACGAACGUGAUCAGAUUGCGCUCUACGCAUUUCAUUCAUUAUUAGUUGAAGUCCAAACGAAUGCUGGCUGCCCCGCAUACAAAUAGCAACCUGGAGAUUAGGAUUGCGGGCUCCUCUCGUCGCCCGCUUAUAUGACGUCCCUUAAAAGUUUUGUAAAUACGUCAGUGGCUGCACUAUUCAGUGUUCCAUUUUAUGUUUUCUUUCAGGAAAAUAUAAAAACCUGGUAGCUGCCUUUACAUUUCACCGUCGCAUGGGUUUCUACUUCAUUCAAUUUUAUAUUCCCUGCAUUGUGAUGGUUUCUCUAAGCUGGAUCUCUUUUUGGAUGGAUCAAUACUGCAUCGGAGAACGACUUUCGCUCGGGAUAACGACAAUUCUCACGAUAGUUUUCCUACUUGGCUCCAGUAACUCGACCAUGCCUCGUGUGAGCUAUGCCAAAGCAAUUGACUGGUAUCUGAUGGGUUCAUUCAUCUUUGUUUUUUCUACUCUUGUUACUGAUUUGUUAAUCUACAGGCUUCGCUCCAAAGAAGAGGAGAAAGAAAAGGACAGGGAGGAAGAAAUGAAGGUAAGAAGUGGAAGGCAGAAGUUUGCAUAUUCAAGACCUUAGUUUGAGUUAAGUUCGGAAAAUUUCCUAAAAUAAAAGAGGAUCGAUUUGGAGGUUCAGCUUCCACAACCUGGCAGCUGGAUACCAUUCAGGGUAUUUCAGCAACCAAUAAGAUGAUAACUCAGUAUCUUGAGUCAGUUGAUAAGAUGAAAAUGGAAGGAUACAGACUGACAUUUCAUUUCUUGCAUGGAGCCCUCAUCAAAAAUGUUUUUAGAUGAACUAAAAUGCAAAGAAUGUACGUCUCGAUGAAUCCAUGAUGAAUCAUGUAAUAACCAAAAAUCCUUCACGUUUACAAAAAUCCCCUGCAAAUUUUCGAGUACGUUACGGCCGCGUUUUUAACACUUGCAUGACAUGGUCUGGCAUGUUGGGUAGUUUGGCAGGUUAUAGAAGGUUCGGUUAUUCUCUGCUUCAAAUUUGGAUUCAAUCUUUCUCUGCUAACCAUAUUUUUAGCUUGAUGAAGCAAUCAUACUUUUAACCGACGUGUCUUCUUUUCCUAGCCUCAAAACAACAAAAUAGUGUUCCAGUGUAAACAUGGCUUCAAACCCAACUACAUAGCAGAUUCCAAUGGACAUGUUCAUUUGGUGACUUAUCAAGAAAACAGGGAUGAAGAGAGUGCAGGGUAUUUUGAGUCCUGUUUGGCUGGAACCCAGUCCUCUAGCGGUCAAAAAACUGAUCUAGGCAAGCUAACCAACAAGUGCUGUCGUUACCUGUAUCCAAUAUCCUUUGCCAUAUUCAACUUGGGUUAUUGGUUGGCUCUUAGUGCUUAA